GCCGGGGAUGGACACGUAGGAUAACAUGCCGGGGAUGGACACGUAGGAUAACAUGCCGGGGAUGGACACAUAUAGGAUAACAUGCCGGGGAUGGACACAUAUAGGAUAACAUGCCGGGGAUGGACACAUAGGAUAACAUGCCGGGGAUGGACACGUAGGAAAACAUGCCGGGGAUGGACACGUAGGAAAACAUGCCGGGGAUGGACACACAGGAUAACAUGCCGGGGAUGGACACACAGGAGUACAUGCUGGGGAUGGACACACAGGAUAACAUGCUGGGGAUGGACACAUAGGAGAACAUGCUGGGGAUGGACACAUAGGAGAACAUGCUGGGGAUGGACACAUAGGAGAACAUGCCGGGGAUGGACACAUAGGAGAACAUGCUGGAUAUGGACACAUAGG
Messenger RNA from Staurois parvus, 402 nucleotides. Lineage: Eukaryota; Metazoa; Chordata; Amphibia; Anura; Ranidae. The record is from the annotation of a GenBank genome assembly.